Messenger RNA from Menidia menidia (Atlantic silverside), 395 nucleotides. NCBI's taxonomy places the organism in Eukaryota, Metazoa, Chordata, Actinopteri, Atheriniformes, Atherinopsidae. The record is from the annotation of a GenBank genome assembly.
AUGUCCGCGCAGUGGCCGCGGGAGGAGUUAAGAUGCGCUGCAAAGCCCUGGAUGAGUGAGGCUGAUUUGAAAGAAGGUAACAUGGCCAGGAACAAGCAGAAGGGGAAAAAACAAAAGAAUGUCUUUCAAGUGGCUAACAAGCAUUUGAAGAUGAAAAACAAGGCCAAACCCGUCACAACAGCUCUCAAACAUAUCAAUGCCGUGAAAAAUGAGAAGGUGGAGAGUCUAAAUGAAAUGUUCACAGAAGUGCAGAGGGAUGUGAAGAGCAUUUCCAAGUCUGUUUGUCCUGAACCGAAGACCCAAGCUAAGGUGGUCCGUGAGCCGCCGAAGGAGUCGGUUAAUGUGGACAGCGCCGCUCAGCUUUUCUCUCAGCUCUGAUGGAUUAAAAACGGACU